AUGCCCUACGAAAUAACUCCUCAAGAUUUCUGUCUAAUAGUUAAAAAUCCCCGUUGUCAAGGACAAGAAAUAACCAACGGUACCGCCAAAGAAGGACAGCAUAAAAUGAGUGAUGACUUAAAGCAAAUAAAUAAGAACUUUAGGGCUUUUGACACUUUAGUCAAACAGCAGGUCAAAUUAAGCAAAAGCAAAAAUGAAAAAGAAUUUAAUAAUUCCAAAAAAUCUCUCCUCAACUCCUUUAAAUCUCUAAAAGAAAAGUGCGAGGAUGAAAGUGGAGCAGGAUUUUUCUAUGGGAGUUGUAUUGGGUUGGAUGGUGACAAAAAUACUUUUGCUACCCGUAUUAAAGAGACUUUUAAAAGAUUGGCUAAAGAAUUGG
Messenger RNA from Racocetra persica, 376 nucleotides. The record is from the annotation of a GenBank genome assembly. Lineage: Eukaryota; Fungi; Glomeromycota; Glomeromycetes; Diversisporales; Gigasporaceae.